CCAUGGAAGAAAACCACCACUGGCCCAUCUGUCAAUCAAACCAACCUUGUUUUUGUUUUUGUUUUUGUUUAUCAAAUUCCUAAAUGGGGACCCAAUGCAAAGCAGAGCCACUAAUUUUAUUAUACCCUUUGGAAAAUAGCUAUAUAGGUUCUCUUCUCUUGUUCUAGUUUCAAAAUCUUUGUAUGUUUUUCAAAACAAGCCACCAUAGACUUGUAGUUUCCAAAAACAGAACACAUUUGGGAGUGUUUUUGAAAUGGGUUUGAUGGGUGAGAACCUAACACAGAUUGUGAUACCUGUGGCUGCUUUAGUGGGGAUUGUGUUUGCUUUGUUUCAGUGGUUUUUGGUGUCAAAGGUGAGGGUAAUUGGGUCUGGUUUGGAUGGAUAUAAGGACAGGUUGAUCGAAGAAGAUGAACCAGAGGAGGGUAUUGACUCUGAGGAGGCUGUUGCCAAGUGUGCUGAGAUUCAAAAUGCCAUUUCUGUUGGAGCAACAUCAUUUCUAUUUACUCAAUACAAGUACCUUAGCAUCUUCACGGUUGUGUUUGGUGCUAUCAUGUUCAUUUUCCUUGGAUCGGUUAAUGGAUUUAGCACCAAAAGUGAACCGUGCACAUAUAAUCAAGGAAACCUUUGUAAACCUGCCCUUGCCAAUGCCAUCUUUACCACAAUUGCCUUCUUGCUCGGUGCUCUCACUUCUGUACUCUCCGGUUUUCUUGGAAUGAAAAUCGCAACCUAUGCUAAUGCCAGAACCACUUUAGAAGCAAGGAAGGGUGUCGGGACAGCAUUUAUAACAGCUUUUCGCUCUGGUGCGGUGAUGGGAUUCCUUCUAGCUGCCAAUGGCCUUUUGGUUCUUUAUGUCACUAUCAAUCUUUUUAAACUCUACUAUGGGGAUGAUUGGGAGGGACUUUAUGAAUCUAUAACCGGUUAUGGUCUUGGGGGUUCUUCAAUGGCGCUAUUUGGCAGAGUUGGAGGAGGUAUAUACACGAAAGCAGCUGAUGUUGGUGCUGACCUUGUCGGGAAAGUUGAACGAAAUAUCCCAGAAGAUGAUCCGCGUAACCCAGCUGUUAUUGCAGAUAAUGUGGGUGACAAUGUAGGAGACAUUGCUGGGAUGGGUUCAGACCUUUUUGGCUCAUAUGCUGAAUCAUCAUGUGCCGCACUCUUCGUUGCAUCAAUAUCAUCGAUCGGUAUCAGUCAUAAUUACACGGCUAUGUCUUAUCCUCUGAUUAUAAGCUCGAUGGGGAUUGUGGUUUGCUUGAUAACUACACUAUUUGCAACUGACAUUUUGAAAAUUAAGAAUGUCAGUGAGAUCGAACCAUCCUUGAAGCGACAACUUCUUAUCUCAACAGUCCUGAUGACUGCUGGAAUUGCCAUAGUUACCUUUAUAGCUUUACCAUCAGAGUUCACCCUCUAUGACUUUGGGACCGAGAAGCUCGUAAAGAACUGGCACCUCUUUUUAUGUGUUUCCAUUGGCUUGUGGGCUGGCCUAGCAAUUGGAUAUACUACUGAGUAUUACACUAGCAAUGCUUACAGUCCAGUGCAAGAUGUGGCAGAUUCUUGCAGGACUGGUGCAGCAACAAAUGUGAUAUUUGGUUUGGCGUUGGGAUACAAAUCUGUCAUUAUUCCCAUAUUUGCUAUAUCUAUCGCGAUCUAUGUGAGCUUCAGCUUGGCUGCUAUGUAUGGAAUUGCAGUGGCCGCUCUUGGGAUGCUUAGCACUAUUGCCACCGGGCUGGCAAUUGAUGCUUAUGGACCCAUAAGUGACAAUGCUGGUGGUAUUGCAGAGAUGGCUGGAAUGAGCCACAAGAUACGAGAAAGAACAGAUGCUUUGGAUGCUGCUGGAAACACUACGGCUGCGAUUGGCAAGGGUUUUGCAAUCGGAUCAGCUGCUCUAGUUUCUCUUGCUUUGUUUGGUGCCUUUGUGAGCAGAGCCGGAAUCAAAACUGUUGAUGUGUUGACUCCAAAGGUCUUCAUCGGGUUGAUGGUGGGGGCCAUGCUUCCAUACUGGUUUUCAGCAAUGACAAUGAAGAGUGUGGGAAGUGCAGCCUUGAAAAUGGUUGAAGAGGUUCGUCGACAGUUCAAUGAUAUUCCAGGUCUUAUGGAAGGAACAGCAAAGCCAGACUAUGCGACUUGUGUCAAGAUUUCAACUGAUGCUUCACUCAAGGCAAUGAUCCCACCCGGCGCUCUUGUUAUGCUCACACCACUGAUUGCUGGAACCCUUUUUGGAGUGGAAACGCUUGCUGGCGUACUUGCUGGCUCGCUUGUUUCUGGCGUGCAGGUUGCUAUCUCGGCUUCUAACACAGGCGGGGCAUGGGAUAAUGCAAAGAAGUACAUAGAGGCUGGAGCUACUGAGCAUGCUCGUAUGCUCGGUCCCAAAGGAUCAGAUGCACACAAGGCUGCUGUCAUAGGAGACACAGUUGGAGACCCCCUCAAGGACACUUCGGGUCCUUCCCUCAAUAUCCUUAUCAAGCUCAUGGCUGUCGAAUCAUUGGUUUUCGCUCCAUUCUUCGCUGCUCAUGGUGGUUUACUCUUCAAAUUGUUCUGAGAUAUCAGUACUAUUAUGCAACCAUCCUUCUGCUAAUGGAUAUGGGCAUGUUAAUUUUGUUCAGUAAUGAGGUUAAAAAAAAACCAAAAACAAAAACAUAGCAUAUAGUUUGAAUUCUAGUUUUAAAUUGAUGUAAUUGGGAAAUUAUAGAAUGUUUCCAGAGAAUCACGUGUUUGUACUCAUUAAUCAAUUAUCAUUCAAUA
This is a messenger RNA of Camellia sinensis, 2736 nucleotides long. RefSeq names its product pyrophosphate-energized vacuolar membrane proton pump 1. Gene Ontology annotation, molecular function: inorganic diphosphate phosphatase activity; diphosphate hydrolysis-driven proton transmembrane transporter activity. The record is from RefSeq and is a predicted model, not a curated record. Gene Ontology annotation, biological process: proton transmembrane transport. Gene Ontology annotation, cellular component: membrane. NCBI's taxonomy places the organism in Eukaryota, Viridiplantae, Streptophyta, Magnoliopsida, Ericales, Theaceae.